Messenger RNA from Aspergillus luchuensis, 555 nucleotides. RefSeq names its product 60S ribosomal protein eL18. Gene Ontology annotation, molecular function: RNA binding; structural constituent of ribosome. The transcript has 4 exons. NCBI's taxonomy places the organism in Eukaryota, Fungi, Ascomycota, Eurotiomycetes, Eurotiales, Aspergillaceae. The record is from RefSeq and is a predicted model, not a curated record. Gene Ontology annotation, cellular component: ribosome; cytosolic large ribosomal subunit. Bases 1 to 555 code for a protein of 184 amino acids. Gene Ontology annotation, biological process: translation.
AUGGGUAUCGACUUGGACCGCCACCAUGUGCGCGGCACCCAUCGCAAGGCGCCCAAGAGCGAGAACGUUUACCUGCAGGUCUUGGUGAAGCUUUACCGCUUCCUCGCCCGUCGUACGGAAUCCAACUUCAACAAGGUCGUCUUGCGCCGCCUUUUCAUGUCCAGGAUCAACCGCCCCCCCGUUUCGCUCUCGCGCAUUGUUUCCAAUGUGACCGACUCCCACAAGGGCAAGACCAUCGUUGUGAUCGGCACCAUCACUGACGACAACCGUCUUCUUACUGUCCCGAAGCUGUCCAUUGCAGCCCUUCGCUUUACUGCUACUGCUAGGGCCAGGAUUGAGAAGGCCGGUGGUGAGACCUUGACUCUGGACCAGCUUGCUCUGCGUGCCCCUACUGGAGCGAACACUCUCCUCCUCCGCGGACCCAAGAAUGCUCGGGAGGCAGUGAAGCACUUCGGUUUCGGCCCCCACAGCCACAAGAAACCCUACGUCCGCAGCAAGGGACGCAAGUUUGAGAGAGCCCGUGGACGCAGAAGGUCUCGCGGUUUCAAGGUGUAA